Messenger RNA from Piliocolobus tephrosceles (Ugandan red Colobus), 2533 nucleotides. It is a transcript of the gene M1AP, whose product is annotated as meiosis 1 associated protein. The transcript is spliced from 11 exons. The coding region runs from base 112 to 1704 and encodes 530 amino acids. Gene Ontology annotation, biological process: meiosis I; male meiosis chromosome separation; spermatogenesis. NCBI's taxonomy places the organism in Eukaryota, Metazoa, Chordata, Mammalia, Primates, Cercopithecidae. The record is from RefSeq and is a predicted model, not a curated record.
GGAGCUUCCUCCGCGGGACCCCCAGGCCCGAGGGCCAGGCUGCUGAUCCAUCAGGCACGGUGUAAACAAUAUCCAGCUGGUGGCUACAGUUCCGCCUCUGGUUUUGCUGCCAUGCAUCCUGGGCGAACUACUGGUAAAGGGCCCUCCGCUUACACUCAGAUUGACCAGCAACCUCCACGGCUUCUCAUUGUGCACAUUGCUCUACCGUCCUGGGGUGACAUCUGCGCCAACCUCUGUGAGGCUCUGCAGAACUUCUUUUCUCUAGCCUGCAGCUUGAUGGGCCCCAGCCGCAUGUCCCUGUUCAGUUUGUACAUGGUACAAGAUCAGCAUGAGUGCAUCCUCCCUUUUGUGCAAGUGAAAGGGAACUUUCCUAGGUUGCAGACCUGCAUUUCAGAGCUCCGCAUGUUACAGAGAGAAGGCUGUUUCAGAUCACAAGGCGCUUCUCUGCGGCUGGCAGUAGAAGAUGGGCUCCAGCAAUUCAAACAAUACAGCACACAUGUGACCACAAGGGCAGCUCUGACCUAUACCUCCCUGGAGAUUACUAUUCUGACUUCUCAGCCUGGAAAAGAGGUGGUCAAACAAUUGGAGGAAGGAUUGAAAGAUACAGACCUAGCCAGAGUCAGGAGGCUUCAGGUCGUUGAGGUCACAAAGGGAAUCCUAGAGCAUGUGGACUCAGUGUCUCCUGUUGAGGAUCCCAGCAAUGAUGAGAGUUCUAUUCUGGGAACUGACAUUGACCUUCAGACUAUAGACAAUGAUAUUGUCAGCAUGGAGAUUUUCUUCAAAGCCUGGCUACAUAACAGUGGAACAGACCAAGAACAAAUCCAUCUUCUUCUUUCUUCACAGUGUUUCAGCAACAUUUCCAGACCCAGAGAUAAUCCAAUGUGUCUGAAAUGUGAUCUCCAAGAGCGACUGCUCAGCCCAUCCCUACUCCCUGGCACAGCUGACGGCUCCUUGAGAAUGGAUGACCCCAAAGGAGACUUCAUCACACUCUAUCAGAUGGCUUCCCAGUCAUCGACCUCUCAUUACGAGCUCCAAGUGAUCAAGGCUUUAAAGUCUAGCGGGCUCUGUGAGUCAUUGACAUAUGGAGUCCCGUUCAUCCUCAGACCUACAAGCUGUUGGCAGCUGGACUGGGAUGAGCUGGAGACAAAUCAGCAACAUUUCCAUGCUUUGUGUCACAGCCUGCUGAAAAGAGAAUGGCUGCUAUUAGCCAAGGGGGAACCACUGGGCCCAGGACACAGCCAGAGAAUUCCUGCCAGCACCUUCUAUGUGAUCAUGCCAUCACGCUCCCUCACACUGCUGGUGAAGGCGGUGGCCACACGGGAACUGAUGCUUCCCAGCACCUUCCCCCUGCUACCUGAGGACCCACGUGAUGACAGUCUGAAGAAUAUGGAGAGCAUGCUGGAUAGCCUGGAGCUGGAGCCCACCUACAACCCGUUGCAGGUUCAGAGCCACCUGUACUCACACCUAAGCAACAUCUAUGCCAAGCCUCAGGGGCGGCUCCACCCACACUGGGAGAGCCGAGCCCCGAGAAAGCAUCCCUGCAAGACUGGGCAGUUGCAGACCAACCGAGCUCGAGCCACUGUGGCCCCCCUGCCUAUAACUCCUGUCCCAGGCAGAGCCUCCAAGAUGCCAGCAGUCAGCAAAUCUUCCUCAGAUGCCUUCUUUCUGCCUUCAGAGUGGGAGGAGGAUCCCUCAGGGCCCUAAGUCACCAGCACCAGAGCCCAGCUGCCCAGCUUAACCACAUCCAUGCUCAGGUUCACAUAAUGGCUAUCUGUGUGUGGUCAGACCUGCUUUCUAUCCACCUGAGCCUCUGUGAGUGAGGGCUGACUGGGAAACAGCAGCCUUCCCCUCCUCUGUUUCAGUGCUGUCCCACUCCUCAAGUCGGGAAGCGACACCCGAGCCUGUCCCUUCUCCAGCAAGGACUCUCAUUUUCUUUUGAAUCAUUUGAUACUGUUUACACAGGUGAAGAUUAAACACCCAGUAAGCUUCCACCAUUGUUAGGAGCAUUCCUGACCCAGAAUUUCUUCUUGUAGCUCUGUGUAAGCAGGUGGAUGAGGUCAUAUCACCUUUGGUAAACAGGACCUCAGGAACAAGGAUGAGGUUUUCAAAGCUCAUAAAAAACAAGUAGGAUUGAAAUCCAAGCCUCAUUUCAGAGCCUGUGCCCUUCCCACUACACCACCAGGCGUGAGCCUCCAAAAAGACAAGUGCUUGGUACCUACAUGCAAAGUGUGUGUGUUGCCGGGUGGGAUGGCUGCCAUACAGCCCAGAACAGGGGAGAGGAUGGCGUAAAAAAGACCUACUCCUUUCCUGUUACUCUCUCCCCACACGUACCAACCUUCCUGUUGCUCCCUCCAUCCACAGAAUAAUAGCUACCAUUUAUAAAAUGUUUACUCUGGGCUGGGAGCAGUGGCUCACACCUGUUAUCCCAACACUUUGAGAGACUGAGGUGGGAUGAUCACUUGAGGCCAGGAGUUCGAGACCAGCCUGAGCAACACAGUGAGACCCCCCCCAUCUCUACAUAAGAAAUACUUUU